Molecule: messenger RNA, 621 nt
Organism: Lactuca sativa (garden lettuce)
Lineage: Eukaryota; Viridiplantae; Streptophyta; Magnoliopsida; Asterales; Asteraceae
Source: RefSeq, a predicted model, not a curated record
AUGGAUGACCAUUGCCAUGGAAAACACAUUAGGUUAAGCGUGAAGUAUGCCAAUACAGUUAGCGAGAUUUGGACUGAUCUUGAAGAAAGAUUCGAUAAGGAAAGUGCUCCACGAGCAUACGAGCUGAAACAAUCGCUUACAAGAACAAGGAAAGAAGGAACCGCUAUUUCUUGUUACUACAUGAAAUUGCGAUCCAUAUGGGAUGAGAUACAGUUGAUGACACUCACCCCUCGCUGUGAGUGUGCUGGUUGUACGUGUGAUAUAGGUAAAAGGUUGAAUCAAUCCAAGGAUAAAGAAAGGAUCUACGAGUUCCUCAUGGGACUUGACAAUGAGUAUUCUACCAUCAAAACUCCAAUUUUAGCCCUGAAACCUGCACCAAGCCUAGAUGCAACUUAUCACCUGGUAAUACAAGAAGAGCACCAACGAGCCAUCAUUGUUGCGAAGAAACCCACAAACGAGGCUACAACUUUUCAAGCUUUCAUUCAUGGGAAAAAAGAGAUCGGUGGUGAUCAUAGUCAGCAAAACAAAAACGCAGUGCAGAAGGAUCCCAAACAAGGCAAUAAUGAUGAAUCAGAAUGUACCUUCUCUAGGAAAAAGGGUCACAACAAGAAGGUUAUUUAA